ACUAAGAAACCAUCACUUGCUCUUGAACUCCCCACUUGGAGGAGUUAGAAGAGUGAGCAAAGAUGGUGGCCUCGUCUCUGAAGAAUGGUGCCACAAAGAUAGCUCCACAUGCUGCUAUGAUCCUUGUUCAGCUAAUAGCUGCAAGUUAUAUCGUCUUAAGCAAGGUUAUUUUGGUAGAUGGAAUAAGCUCCAGUGUAUAUCUUGUCUAUCAAUUCAUAUUAGCCACCAUUUUCAUGGCAGUCUUGGCAUUUUUCCUUGAAAGAAGGACUAGACCUCCCCUUACAAAAUCAAUUGCAAUGUGGAUUUUUUUACUUGCUUUUGUGGGGAUAACAAUUCCACAAAACCUUGUAGUGGGAUGCUUAUACUUCAUAUCGAGCACAAUAGAAGCUUCAGUUUUCAACUUGGUACCUGUGUUCACAUACAUUUUGUCUGUAAUCUCAAGGCAAGAAGCACUUGAACUAAACACAUGGUGGGGUAGAGGCAAGAUAUUUGGAACCCUUUUAUCUGUUUCUGGGGCCCUCACCCUCAUGCUAUGGCGUGGAUCAUCUGUUUCUCUUCUCACUUCAACUUUGGGUGAUUGGUUGCUUGGCCUCUUUAUGGUUCUUUUUGGCAUCCUUUCCUACAGUGCAUGGAUUUUGAUGUUGAGGCCCAUGAUGGAAAUAUAUCCAGCUGAGUUCUCGUUGACUGCAAUCAUGUUCUUCUUUGGAACAUUACAAACAAGUGUAGUGGCUGCAAUUUUAAGCCGUGAAGCAUCAGAUUGGAAGCUGAAAUGGGAUUUAGAGCUCUUAAGCAUAGUCUUUGGUGGAGUUUUAAACAGCGGGCUGGCUUACCUCUUAUUAACAUGGGGAGCGUCUAUCAAGGGACCAAUUUUUGUUGCUGCAUUUACACCGCUAACCUUCGUUUUCGCAGCCAUCAUGGAGACAACUUUGGGCUCCACUUUGUACCUUGGAAGUAUUGUUGGAUCAAUCGUGAUAGUUCUGGGGCUCUACAUAUAUUUAUGGUCAAAAUCAAAAGAAGAAGCGCAUAGCUCUAUGGAAGGGGACGACUGUAUUACAUCUUCUCUUCUUCCAUAAUUUGCAGAAUUAGAGGAAAUACUUCAUACCAAGUAAACUUAUGGCAGAAUUUAAGGGAAUCAUUCGAUCAAAGGUUUUUUUUAGUAAAUAUUUAAUUAAAGGUAUAAGCACCUCAUAAUCCCAAAUGUAUCGCCCAUAUAUCCUUUAAUGGACCAAAGAUAUUUUCC
Messenger RNA from Nelumbo nucifera (sacred lotus), 1240 nucleotides. RefSeq names its product WAT1-related protein At3g30340-like. The record is from RefSeq and is a predicted model, not a curated record. Gene Ontology annotation, molecular function: transmembrane transporter activity. Lineage: Eukaryota; Viridiplantae; Streptophyta; Magnoliopsida; Proteales; Nelumbonaceae. Gene Ontology annotation, cellular component: membrane.